Drosophila eugracilis is the source of this 1271-nucleotide messenger RNA. RefSeq lists its product as uncharacterized. The record is from RefSeq and is a predicted model, not a curated record. Bases 40 to 1206 code for a protein of 388 amino acids. The transcript is spliced from 4 exons. NCBI's taxonomy places the organism in Eukaryota, Metazoa, Arthropoda, Insecta, Diptera, Drosophilidae.
GUGCGUGGGUGACGAGCUCUGGACUAACAACAUAGGAUUAUGAUUGGAUAUACGCUGCUUCUCCUGGGAUUCUUAGCCUUUGCGCAGGCCCAACUGCUAAAUGAUACAAGUGGUCUUACCCUACCGGAACCUGGCCUUUGGCGCCAAGGCAGGAGGAGAAGUGUCCUGGCGGAUAGCUGUACCACCAAUAGCGGCACCACCGGCACCUGCCUUACUCGCUUCAAGUGCAUGCGGCAAUCGGGGACUGUCAAUGGAUAUUGUGGCACCUAUGGUGUUUGCUGUGAAACCAACCUUCAAGUGGGAGCAUCGACGCGGCAAAAGCGAACCAUAAUCAAGAAUCCUGCUACGAUAUCGAGCGAUUUGAACACCUACACCAUCGAGGCCUUUAGUAACAAUGUGCAGCAGUUGCGAAUCGAUUUCGAGCAGUUUGUGAUGCAACAACCGACGGAUACAGAUGGAGUUCUGGAGUGCCAGGACUAUUUCGAGGCAGGUGGCUUCAAGUUGUGUGGCGUCAAUGAUGGCCAGCACCUGUAUUUGCCUUUCAAUGCGGGUGCUGGUGUUGAUCAGGUGACCCUCACCUUUGGCAUAACCUCCAGAGGAACUGCACCCGUUUGGAGGCUGAUUGUGACUCAGCUGGAGGGGCCCCCCGCAAAUAGUAAACGGCGUUCCAGUACUUCCAGUGGCUUGGGAACUUCCACCAAUUCUCUGCAGGAUCUGCGCGAUAUCUUUGCCACCCAUCAUGCUGACUAUGAGCUGCUUGCUCCGCCGGGCUGCCAGCAGUACUUUACGGAUCUAACGGGCACUAUUCGCAGCUUUAACUAUCAGACUUCAGUCGUCAGCAACUAUAUGCCCGAUUUGAGCUACAACAUAUGUAUUAAGUCAUCGACCAGCGCCAGCAUGAUUGAAUACUCCUUCAGCAAGUUCUCGAUGUCAGUGCAGUCGGAUACCACCGAGGGCUACGAUGAGUUCUGCCAUGCCACUGUCCACACGGCCGGCAGGCAGGAGGACUACUUGAUGAUACCGCAGGGCAUUCUGGCCAAGAACAUGGCCUACCAGCCCACCUACUAUUGCGGCACCAACGACAACCUGCUGGUUUAUGCCUCGCCACCCUACAUGAUGCACUUCUCCAGCGAUGACCUAACUCUGAAUCGGGAUGUGGAGACCGGCUUCAGUAUGACUUAUCGCCUGAGGAACUCUCUUCUUUAAGCUUUUUACAUACAUAUCUAAUUUGAUAGUUUCUUCUUGCCUAGGAUUUAAUAAACUCGAAUGUC